UGCGUGGAGAGACCUAUUGGUAGAUUCAACAGCCACCAGGUGCAAAGACAAAAGCAUUAUCUGGUAGGAGGGUGGGGGCUUCUAAACACCAUGGAUUUAGACGAUGUCUGGGUGUACCUAGGCGACUUUGGCCGGUACCAGACCGUAGCAUUCAUCUUAAUAACUCUGGUUGGAACAUGGCUACCGGCUUGGCAGACCUUCGGGGUUAUUUUCACCACCGAUCAGCCACCGUUCCACUGCCGGGCUUCACCGGGGUUUACAUUGGAGGAGAGUGUGCCCCGCAUGGUGGACCAGAACGAGUCAUUCGCAGAGUGUUUGAUGUACGCUGUAGAAAAAGGUGAAAACGGCACGUCGUUCAUCAAUACAAGUAUCCAAGUGGAAUGUACCAAUGGAUACGAGUUUGUUUCGCAAUACGACGAAAACACCAUCGUUAUGGAGCUGGACCUUGUCUGUAAGGACAACAUCCUCCUGAGUACAGCACAGUCUAUUCUAUAUUUCGGCGUCUUGACAGGAGCGUUUGUCUCCGGACAGCUCUCGGAUCUCAUCGGCCGUAAGACGGUGCUCCUGGCCGCCGUGUUUCUGCAAGCCAUUGUCGGUAUCAUUAUCUACUUCAUCUACGUCUACCACUGGUUUGUGGUCUUGUUAUUUUUCAUCGGGAUGUUCGAGGAGGCCAUGUGCUUGUCGGAGUUUGUCCUGGUUAUGGAGAUGUUCUCCCCGAAGAUGCGAACCAUCGCCGGGUGCGUCAACACCAUAGCUUGGGGUGUGGGUGUGGUCCUACUAGCUGCAAUCGCGUACUUCAUACGUGACUGGAGGAAAAUGCAGCUGGCCAUCUCACUGCCUUGCCUGAUCGCGAUACCACUCUGGUUCAUUCUUUACGAGUCCGUGAGGUGGCUUUUGUCAAAAGGACGUAACAAAGAAUCGUUCAAAAUCCUCAACAAGAUCGCCAGAGUGAAUAACAUCAGCCCACCUGCAGAUGGAUUCGUACUUACCCUCGGGGACAAGACCAUUCGCGAAUCGGCACCUAAUGUUGUCACCUCUAGCUCCAGCGCCUCCAGCCCAGCCACGCCUUUGCUGAUCGUCGACAAACGGAAAACGUACACGGUGAUCGACAUCUGUCGGAGUCGGAUAGUCCUAAAGAACUUGGUCAUCAUGAGCUUAUCGUGGUUCGUGAACACCAUGGUGUACUACGGCAUGUCAUUGUACAGUUCCAACCUCGCAGGAGACAAAUAUCUCAACUUCUUGUUGUUGAGCGUUGUGGAGAUACCAGGUUUUGCCGUCCCUUUGUUCACGAUGAUGUGGUGGGGUCGUCGACCGUCGUUGGUAUUAUUUCACAUACUCGCUGGUUUUGCUUGUGUAAUUACGGCUUGCCUACCACGUGACACAGGUGAUGGUUCUGGUUUUGCCAUCCCUCUAAUUGUGCCAGCAAUGCUUGGCAAUUUCUGCAUCUCGUCUAGCGUUUCCGUAACUUUCGUAUAUGGAGCGGAGAUCUUCCCAACCCCUCUCAGAAGUAUUGGGUUUUGUAUUGUGUCAAUCUGCGGUCGUGUAGGAAGCAUGCUUGCACCUUUUAUUAUCUAUCUCGAAGAAUAUUCUUCUUACCUGCCGCUCAAUAUAUUCGGAGGGUUGUGCCUCAUUGCGGGCGUCUUGGUUCCGCUGCUUCCGGAGACGAGAAAUAAACCCCUUCCGGAGACAAUUGAAGAUGCCGAGAAACUGGGAGAGACUCGACCAAUCAAGAGUGAACUGAGCAAAGGGGGCGUGGCCGAGGACGCGAAACCAACCAAUGGGAUCGUCAAUAUAGCUCUGGAAGACAGCGAUUGGUUUAAUAAAUGAUUUCAAUGGCCUGCCCAAUGCAUAGUUUAGUCUACAUACACGAAAUACAGGGUUUAAAUACGACACAUUUAGCAAUGCCAUUAGCAACAGUGGUAGCCACAGCCGCUAUUAGUCAGACAUGGCUUAAAGUGUUGUGCACACAGAUUGCACUGUCCAUGCAAUGAACUAGACUUGACUCAAGUUCCGGUUCCCUGCCCUCGCCAGAAAACUAUUGUUUAGGGAGCUCUGCAUUACCUAGACUGAGCUCCUGUCUGUAUUCGCAAGGAAGGAUAAACACGAGCCUCGGGAAAAAAAAUCACCCUCUCGUGGUGACGUCAGUGCACCUGGGGCAAGCCCCAGUGGAUCGCUUGUACAUCGGGUCACUUGCUGGCACGAGGUGCACUGACGUCAUUAUGAGAAGGGUAGGUCAAGUCUUUGAACAUUAUUUAUACGCUUUACAAGCACAAUAGUGAAGUAUACAAAGUUACUGGAAACAAGGGUGGUAUUAUUUUAAUAACAGUUCUUUUAAAAGGCAUUCAGGAUACUAUUGGUAUU
Molecule: messenger RNA, 2361 nt
Organism: Asterias rubens (European starfish)
Lineage: Eukaryota; Metazoa; Echinodermata; Asteroidea; Forcipulatida; Asteriidae
Product: organic cation transporter protein-like
Exons: 9
Coding region: 91-1827 (578 amino acids)
Biological process (GO): transmembrane transport
Cellular component (GO): membrane
Molecular function (GO): transmembrane transporter activity
Source: RefSeq, a predicted model, not a curated record